CUUUUAGGAAAUAAUACAUGGUGUAAUAAGUAAAGAUAAAUAUGAAAUUAUUACUAGAAAUAUUUGGCCUAUUUGCAAUAAUUGCUAACAUUAAGCAUGUCAGUUGUAAUUGUACCGAUCCAAGUGCAAUAUUCCCCUGUACCGGCUGUGAACAAAAUAUCAUAAGUUGUAUCGGGGAGACAUUUGUUGAUUUGGACGCGAUAUUUACAAAAUUAAGUAAAACUCUGACUCCGGAGCAAAAACAUUUUAAACUAUUUUAUUUCGGCAACCACAAUAACACCAAGCUUACGGCUAACUUAUUUCAAGAUAUUUUGUUCGAAAAUAUCGAAUUCUUUGAUUCAGCAUUGACAGAAAUCCACCCUGAUGCUUUCGGUCAAAAUUACUAUUAUACAAAAUUAUUUAAUUUUUGGAAUGAUUGGUCACUACCACCACGUGUUUUAUUAGAUGUUGCUAUGAGAUUUGAAGUGGCUGAAAAAGUCAGGCUAUGUGGUGCCAAUUUAACUGGACUAGAUGGUGAUGUUUUCCGCCAGGAUCGAGGUUUUCAAAAAUUGAAUGGCAAUAUAUUCAGCCACCUAACAACGCUUACUUAUUUGAGUUUUUGGAAUAACGACCUCAUUUACAUUGGCGAUAAUGCGUUCGCCAUGGACGAACCCAGUAACUUGACCCUGUACAUUGAACUUCGCGACAAUCAGCAUCUUACGCCAUCAAGUUUCGCGCGUAAUUCAUUGAUCGGGAUCAAUCGACCCACCAAAAUCGAUUUGUCAAAUUCUCAGGCAAUUUCAAAAAUAACGUAUUUUCCCGAAGACGUGUUUUGGCCAUUUUUUGCCGCCAACCCGUUAAAUGAGAUUCGUUACUUUGAUAGCACCAAUUUCGAUUGCCAAGAUUGUAAAUCGUACUGGCUCAAACAGCGCGCGUUGUUCAAACUCUGGGCAUUCCCGUUUAUGAAGGUUUGGUGCCUGAUGCUCACCCCCCGGAGGACAUGUGCCCAGGGAGGACAGCACGGAAACCCCGGAACUUUUGUCAUAGGCGUGGUGGAGAUUUCAUUUAGUAAUACUAUGAUUAUCUGUGCGGAC
Oppiella nova is the source of this 1073-nucleotide messenger RNA. The record is from the annotation of a GenBank genome assembly. NCBI's taxonomy places the organism in Eukaryota, Metazoa, Arthropoda, Arachnida, Sarcoptiformes, Oppiidae.